Molecule: messenger RNA, 636 nt
Organism: Tupaia belangeri chinensis (Chinese tree shrew)
Lineage: Eukaryota; Metazoa; Chordata; Mammalia; Scandentia; Tupaiidae
Product: G-protein coupled receptor 20-like
Exons: 1
Biological process (GO): phospholipase C-activating G protein-coupled receptor signaling pathway; positive regulation of Rho protein signal transduction
Cellular component (GO): plasma membrane
Molecular function (GO): G protein-coupled receptor activity
Source: RefSeq, a predicted model, not a curated record
AUGAAAGAUCUCCGAAGGUACCUGGUAUUCAAAUAUAUCCAGUAUCUAGUCUUGCCUUCUACAAACAUCAUUGUCACUCUGCUGGGAAUAUUUGCCAGUCUAUAUGUCACACUGAUAUUGAUGUCACCUUCUGUAUCCAAAAAACCCACUGUGGUGUUCAUUUGUAACAUAGCUCAGGCAGAUGUCUUAGUCGGAUACAGAAUCUUUUCUGUUAUAUUUCAACAUGUGAUAAAGAGUGAAAUAUUAUCAUCUUCAUUUCAAUCAACCUUGAGUCAGAAUUUCCAGAUUGCAAAUGUACAUGUCAGUUCCCUUUUACUCAGUUGCAUCAGCCUUGAGGCUUUUCUCAUCACUUUCUUUCCAGUAGAAACACGCCACAUAAGGACUGUUGGAUGUGCCAGGGUGGCUUCUAAGAUCAUCUGGAUUGCUGUCAUUAUGGAAUGCUUCCUUUAUUAGCUGGAGUGUUUCAAGGACCUUAGCAUUUCUACUCUUGGCAGUCGCAGACAAGUUUUGCUGUUGCUAAAUAUCUGUUAUGAAGCCAUAAAACUGCUGAAAUCUCUUAUUUACCCAAUUGGACUACUUUUAAGAAUUUCCAAUGUGUAUCUCUUUUAUAAAAUGUAUUUCAGAAUAUUGCCUUGA